This is a messenger RNA of Penicillium brasilianum, 884 nucleotides long. NCBI's taxonomy places the organism in Eukaryota, Fungi, Ascomycota, Eurotiomycetes, Eurotiales, Aspergillaceae. The record is from the annotation of a GenBank genome assembly.
GAUAUAUAAUUUGACUUCGUUCUCCUCGGAACAGACUUAACAUUAUUAUCAACAAAUUCUACGACUUCCUCGUCUUAGCCUACAAGUGCCAACAAUAUCUCAAAACGCAAAAUGGAUCAAACAAAUGCGACCUCCCUCCCUCACGCGGUAACUUCUCAAUCCCGCACCCUGGCGGUAGACUUUACAUGGCGAAAGCUCAGGACCCUCAUCACGGACACCAACGAGUCAAACCCCAUGCCACUAUAUACCGUCGAUUGCAACAUCAUCACAAACAACUUGACCUUCAAGACGCCUCAGAAUGACCAGAUCAUCGGAACUGGCGAUGUGCAUGCCAUCAGCAUUAGUCCAGACUAUCAGCUCCAUGGUGUCAAGGGAACUCUCAAAGCCCAGAAACGCCUACGCACUGUCUACACCCACAUGUCUACCACCUUCUCGACUACGGGUGCUCCGGCCAAAAUGACAUGGAUGAGCAAGAGCGGUUUCAAGACCUGGGACUUUAUCUGUGUUGACGAACAGCAACAGCCUGUGGCUAGGUUCUCCGCCAAUAUGUGGGCUAUAAGGAAGGUUGGAAAGAUUGAGUUACUCGGAUCCAAAGCGCUCGAGGAGGCUGCCCGUGAUGAGAUUGUGGUUGUUGGGUUCACGUUGUACUAUUGCUGGGUCCUUCGUGUGAACAAUCCUCUUAAUCUUCUGGGUUCGGCAUUCCUUUCCAAAGAGAAAACAGAAAAGGUGGACAAGAUCGAGGGUUUCGAGAAGGCCGCACCUCUACCGGUUGAACAGAGACAGGCAAAUGUGAUUAAUUAGAGUGUUUUUUCAUAUCUUUUGGGGUCAUUUCAAGCUAGUUUCAUUCGAUACCAAAUCUUUACUUAUUUUUUCAAUGGUCCGUC